Metschnikowia bicuspidata var. bicuspidata NRRL YB-4993 is the source of this 2070-nucleotide messenger RNA. RefSeq lists its product as uncharacterized. Lineage: Eukaryota; Fungi; Ascomycota; Pichiomycetes; Serinales; Metschnikowiaceae. The record is from RefSeq and is a predicted model, not a curated record. Bases 1 to 2070 code for a protein of 689 amino acids. The transcript has a single exon.
AUGCCCGCAGUGACGCCGACGCUCCAAGCGCGCGCCACGUCCAGCACGUCGUCGCAGGCGUCCGCCUCGUCGUCCUUCCUGUGCUCCGGCAGCAACUCGUUGGACUCGCGCUGCGAGAAGCCGUCGCCCGGCACCGCGCUCGAGAUCGGCUUGGGCGUGGGCAUCCCCGUGUUUGUGAUUGCCUGCGUGCUCGGCUUCUUCGUGCUCAAGAACUACCGCAAGGAGAAGAAGGAGGCCAUGUCGCACGACCCGGACUUCGACGAGAACGGCGACGCCACCGCGUUGCCGGACUUCCCGGCGUUCUCCAAGGAGGACCCGUUCGGCAGCCACGCGGCCGUGGACGUGUUGGGCCCGUCCGGCGGCUACCCGUUCGCGCACGUGCCCAGCAAACCAGGCUCCACCGCAGCCUCCGGCCCGCUGUCCGUGGACCCCGAGAAGGCCGCGCCCGUGGACGCGUUUGUGUUGCCGUACCAGACGCAGCUCGGGUCCAAGACGUCCUUGCACGAGUUUGCGCGCAGCCUGGCGGACUUGCGCACGUACCAGCGCGGCUCGGGAUACCUGAGUCUUGCGGCGCCGGCGCCGGCCCGCGGCUCCCCUCACCCGACGCGUCCGGGCUCCGUGCUGCGCCUGGACCGCGGCGGUGCCGGGCCCGACACGUACCAUGACGCGUCGCCGGGCGGCGGCGCGGCCGGCUCGACGCUGUCCGGGUCCAGCGGGCUGUUUGGCGUGCAGUACGAGGGCGAGCUGAAGUCCACGGAGGGCACCAGCCUGCCGGGCUCGCGCCGGGGCCGCAACGGCGCGGCGCACGCAGAUUCCGACUUGGAGAGCGUGGCCGACUCCGACGGGGAGCUUGGGGGCGGCAGAGAACUGGGGGGCAGCGGUGAACUCGAGGGCAACAGAGGAGUACAUUCCGACAGAGAAGCCGGGGCCGACAGAAAUCUCAAGGUGGACAGAAAUCUCAAGUUCGACAGCGAACCCGGGGCCGACAGCGACCUCGGGGCCGACAGAGAGGCCGCGCCUGGGCCCCCCUUGCGGUCGCCGUUCGGGGACCGGCACGUGUUGGCCGCCGAGCCGCUCCCCGAGCCGGACAUGACGCCGCACGUGACGCCGGCGCUGGCCGUGCUGAGGGCACCGCGCAUGUCGCAGUUCGACAUGUUGCACAACGCCAGCGACGACGGCGAGCCCGCGGCCGUGUCCGCCGAGCCCCAGGCCAUGUCCGCCGAGCAGGAGGAGCAGUUGGCGCGCAUGAAGUCCGUGUACAACGUGUACUUCGACCGGCCCGCGUCCGUGGCCUCGCACCGCGACGCGCCGCCCGCCGCGUUCGAGCCCGACUCGCUGGCGCCGUUGCCGCCGUUGGACAUGGACCACUUGCCCAUCAACGCCGAGCUCAAGGGCGACACGGCCUACGACCGCCGCCGCACCGCCACGUCCUCGAUCUACGCGGACGGCAUGCACGAGCCCGCCGACGGCCAGGCGCUCCACCCGCACCAGCAGUUCCUAGCGGCCAGCCUGGGAUACAUGGAUGCACAGGGCGCGCAGGCGGACCAGCCACGGAGCGCCGGCCCCGACCCGGAGCACGUGCCGUCGCCGGCAGACUACUUGCCCUUGAAGGCGUUGCCGAACGCGUCCGACAUCCGCAACUCCACCAUCGAGACAUAUACGCUUUACGAGCCCACGACGAAGGUGGCGUCGCCGUCCAUGCGCCACCAGCAGGGCUACUUCGACGCCCCCCUCGCGUCGCUGCACAUGGGCUCACAGGCGUCGUUCGCCACCAGCGGCCUGCCGCGGUCGCCGUACUUUGGUGAGCUCCCGCCUAUGCUCCGCGAUGCCAGCAGCGGCCAGAAUCCCGGCUCCGCGCCGUCGCCGUCGCAGUUGUCGCGGAAGUCCGUGGUGAUGUUGAACCCGGUCAGCGAGAUCACGUCGCUGCGCACGUUCAAGCCGGCAGGCUCCUUGCCGUCGGGCAUGGUGGCUCCCCGCAGCCACUCCAGCGACGAGCUUUCCACGGUGGACGACCUAGUCGCGGAAAACAGGAAGAGCGCGGUGCGCCGGAUGAUGAACCUGAACUUCUAG